Messenger RNA from Aspergillus uvarum CBS 121591, 2313 nucleotides. Its product is annotated as protease. The record is from RefSeq and is a predicted model, not a curated record. Bases 1 to 2313 code for a protein of 770 amino acids. NCBI's taxonomy places the organism in Eukaryota, Fungi, Ascomycota, Eurotiomycetes, Eurotiales, Aspergillaceae. Gene Ontology annotation, molecular function: carboxypeptidase activity. The transcript has 3 exons.
AUGGCUCCCUCGGAAUCCACUCCGUUGCUCACUACUGUCGCUAUCGCGCCUCGGCGGUACCGAUACCCUCACCACGCCCUUCGACGAUCCUGUAAUUUCAUCCUGGGCUUCAUCCUCGCUGUCUCUGUCCUUCUCUUUCUCAUCCCCUCUGCCAUUCUUCCUCGCGAGCAUGGGUCCAUCUGGUCCUACCUUCCCUGGGCGAAUCCAUUCCCUCAUGCCUCCUGGCCUCACGGCCACGGCCUGGGCUUCGAAGAGCUGCAGGCUCUGCUUCACGAGACUCCAUCCGCCGAGAAGGCUCGGGAAUGGAGUAGCUACUACACCGCCGGUCCCCAUCUAGCUGGCAAGAACCUGAGCCAGGCCGUAUGGACCCAGGAACGGUGGCAGGAGUUCGGAAUCGACGACACUAGUAUUGUCGCCUACGACAUCUUCCUCAACUACCCCGUAGAUCACCGGUUGGCCCUCCUGAAGAAGAUAGGCGACACCACCGAGGUGACCUUUGAGGCCACCUUGGAGGAGGACAUCCUCGAGGAGGACCACACGACCAACCUGACGGAUCGCGUGCCGACUUUCCACGGAUACUCGGCGAGCGGGAACGUCACGGCGCCCUUCGUGUUUGCCAACUUCGGCACCGUGUACGACUUCCAGGACCUGAUCGACGCGAACGUCAGCCUGGCCGGCAAGAUCGCCAUCUGCAAGUAUGGCCGCAUCUUCCGCGGGCUGAAGGUCAAGCGGGCGCAGGAGCUCGGCAUGGUGGGUGUCAUCUUAUACGAUGACCCGGAAUCGGACGGGGAGAUCACCGAGGAGAACGGCUACGAGGCGUAUCCCAAGGGUCCUGCGCGGAACCCGAGCGCCGUGCAGCGCGGUAGUACGCAGUUUUUAAGCAUAGCGCCGGGUGACCCGACUACCCCCGGGUAUGCCUCUAAGCCCGGCUGUGAGCGACAGGAUCCGUUCCACUCGAUCCCGUCCAUUCCCUCCCUGCCUAUCUCGUACCAGGAGGUGAUCCCACUUCUGAAGGCACUGAAUGGCCAUGGUCCCAAGGCCUCGGACUUCAACAAGUGGUGGCAGGGCGGUAAGCUGCAUUCCAAGGGUGUAGAGUAUAACAUCGGUCCUACCCCGGAUGAUAUCGUCAUCAACUUGUACAAUGAGCAGGAGUAUGUGACGACACCCCUCUGGAAUGUCAUUGGAGUUGUGAAAGGCCACAUCCAAGAUGAGGUGGUGAUCCUGGGCAAUCACCGCGAUGCGUGGAUUGCUGGCGGUUCGGGCGACCCCAACAGUGGAUCGGCCGCGCUGAAUGAGGUCAUCCGCAGCUUUGGCGAGGCCCUCAAGGUGGGCUGGAAGCCGCUUCGAACCAUUGUCUUUGCCAGCUGGGAUGGUGAGGAGUACGGGCUGCUAGGCUCGACGGAGUGGGUGGAAGACCAGCUCCCGUGGCUCUCCAAGGCCAACAUUGCCUAUUUGAACGUGGAUGUGGCCGCGGCCGGCACCGUGCUGGAGCCACGGGCUAGCCCGCUGAUGAACCAGCUCAUCUACGAGGUGACCGGCUUGGUGCAGUCUCCCAACCAGACCGUGCCGGGUCAGACCGUGCGAGAUGUCUGGGAUGGCCAUAUUGCUACGAUGGGUAGCGGCAGCGACUUCACAGCCUUCCAGGACUUUGCGGGCGUUGCUAGCUACGACCUUGGCUUUGGACGGGGUCCCAAGGAUGCCGUGUACCACUACCACUCGAACUAUGAUAGCUUCGAUUGGAUGGACCGGUUUGGCGAUCCGAGCUGGAAAUACCACGAGACAUGCACCAAGAUCUGGGCGCUCGCCGCGGCCAAGUUGAUCGAGACUCCGAUCAUUGCCUUCAAUGCGACCGACUACGCUCUGGGGCUGGAGCAAUACCUCAGCCAGAUCAAGCCGGUGGCGAAGCAGCUCCCCAAGGGCACGUCGUUUGACUUUGCGCCUCUGGACCAGGCUAUUGCGCAGUUCCAAGCGGCGGCCGCGCGGUUUGAGGCCCACGCGGCGGACCUGGCCUCGCAGCUGGGCGAGGAUGUGCCAUGGUACCAUUGGUGGAAGAAGGUGCGGCUGCUCUUCCAGAUCCGCGUGGUGAACGACAAAUACAAGAGCAUUGAGAAGCAGUUCUUGUACCAGCCGGGUCUGGAUGGCCGCAGCUGGUACAAGCACGUCGUGUUUGCCCCCGGCAUCUGGACCGGCUAUUCCGGGGCGACUUACCCGGGCCUGGUGGAGAGUCUGGAAGCGGGCGAUCUGACAAACUCCCAGAAAUGGCGCUCCAUUAUUUUGGAGCGCAUCGAAGCGGCCACUCGGCUGCUGCAGUAG